Messenger RNA from Paramuricea clavata, 393 nucleotides. Lineage: Eukaryota; Metazoa; Cnidaria; Anthozoa; Malacalcyonacea; Plexauridae. The record is from the annotation of a GenBank genome assembly.
AUGCUAUCAAAUGAUUACCAAAGAGAGUCAAACAUAAAUAAACUUCUCAACUUAAGAGACAAGGUGAAAAAGAGGGAUCUCAUUAAACGGGAUGAUCGUAGGAGACUGCAGAGGCUCAGGUUAUGGGCAAGGGAGAAUGCAGGCAUCUUAUCAGCUGUUCUAAUUUCCUCAUCAGCUGUAAUCAUAGGACUGGUAGCAUCAACUAGAAACAUAUUAUGGAAAGUAGGUGACACAACUGAAAAGCUUGAUAAGCGGAUCAGUAAGUUGCUAAACUACCAAAUAGGACUACCACCUGUAUUUCAGAAGAUAGCCGAUGGAGUAGAGUUAGCAGCGGAUAAUAUAUGGAUAAUCAUUGUUUGUGCAGCAGUAGUUUUACUAUACAAAUACAACUAA